Molecule: messenger RNA, 2954 nt
Organism: Sander lucioperca (pikeperch)
Lineage: Eukaryota; Metazoa; Chordata; Actinopteri; Perciformes; Percidae
Exons: 13
Coding region: 298-2610 (770 amino acids)
Source: RefSeq, a predicted model, not a curated record
CUGUGCACAAACACAAACACAGGAAGUAGCCAUCAGCAACAUCCCCCACCAACUUUCGUCGACUGUGUAUAGAGUAGCAGCUGAAAAGCUAUGAAAUAUAUCACACAGACGCUAACCUUAGUCCAUUAGUGUAAGCAAGAUAACUAAGCGAAUUGCUUGCUACUAACACCCAUUAACGUACUAACUAGCAUUAGCUUGGUUACGUUCGCAAGCCUGUUAUGCUACACGUUUACUAAGCUAAGCUACUAGCGGCUUCUUGAAAAGACAGCGUUAACGCAAGUCGUAAAACAUUCAACAAUGGACACCAAUCUCGAAACACCAUACGAAGAUGAGGCUCAAUUCAUCGAAUGCACGGUCUGUGAUAAAUCCAUAAGCGGUGAUACCUUGUACAAGAUACAUCUGACUACACCAGGACAUAUAAAGAAAGAGGAUGCCUUGGUUGCUGCGGGGCUUGCUGUCAGACACCACUGUGUACCAGUAUUCGAGGACAUUUUACAAUAUCUGGAUUACAUGAAGCUUGAUGAGCCCAUUAUUGGUUUGAACUAUUUGGACGAACUGCCUUGUAAUGACUUACAAGCAGGCCCCAGAUACACAUGUAGGCUAUGUCAUCAGAAUGCGAACCUACCGGAAAUGGUCCGUCAUGUGAUUGGACGUAAACACCGGCAGAAAUAUGUGGAAUUGAAACGGCCAGACUUGGUGACCUGGAAUAAACAAUCCAUAAUAACCCACGGAGGAAAGAUCAUAAGAGCCAGAGCAGAGAUAAUAGAGAGACAGGAUGGACGAGGAACUCCAACGCUAAUGGCGAAAAAGGGGAUAGAGGGCAAAUUAAACAUCUCAAGAGUUCCCCAAAGGCAGAAGCAAAAUAGGGGCCGCAACAUCUCACAGAGUUUGACCCAACGAGAUGUGCCGUCACACCUACCAGAACUCAAGGACUACCAGGAUGAGUACUCUCACCCAGGGAGGUAUCCCCCAAACACACCCCCAUUCCAUCCAGAAAACCCUUACAUGUUAAACAGAGACAGAUCAAUGUACCAACAGGAGGACACUCUCAGCAGUGACCGCAUGGAAGAGGAGCUGUGGAGGGACAAUUACAGGGAAAGUGAUGUGGGCAGACGAGAGUAUAUGGACCCUGAUUAUCGUACGGAGUAUGAAGAGGAAUAUGUUGAAGAUCCACAAAGAAGAAGAGCCGUACGAGAAACAGGUGGUGUUCCUAGGUAUGAUUCAAGGGAGGAGAUGCCCCAUGGCCAGGCUCAGCAUGGAGAGUCUUACCCAGAGGAAGCUCCUCCCUACAGGAGGCCCUACCCAGAAAGAGAUCAACUGAAGGAAUUCUUCAGUGAGGAAGUUAGGCGUGGGCGAGUUCGUUCUGCCGAGUGCCAGCCCUUGCAGCCGGUGUACCCAGAAGGCGAUGAACAGCGGUGGUCUCUGGACAGGGUAUCUGGUAGACAUGACAGUAUGAAUAGAGCAGACAGGCAGGGAUCGAGUGAACCAGAGGCCAAGAGGAGGAGCUUUCCCACACCUAUGGAGAGUGACCGUUCGCGUGACCAUUUGUUUAAUGUGAUCAAUGAUUAUUGUCAUGAAAUGGGAGAACCACAUCGAGAGGAGGCAGUCGCCAACCCUGGCCCAAGCAGAACAGGACCCCCUACCUCCCAGAGACGAGAGGAAGCUACCAGGGCCAUCUCUGACAUCCCAGAGCCAUUCAGGCGUUUCCUGAAAGGGUCCGCUAAUAAUGAGGGACGCGGUAAAAGAAAAAGAAAGAGUCGUUUCUCUGAUGCCACUGCAGAGGAGGUUGAAACGACAAAAGAGAUGUUCAGUGAGGAGUAUAGACCUCCAAAUCCAAAGUUUGGCGGUCGUCUUAGACCAGUUAGUGUACCAUUGGGACCUGAAAUGCAUGGAACACAACAUCCUGACUUCUACAUGGAAUCACAGAGCCCACAUCAUAAUGAAAGCUACCAAAGAGGAGGCUCUGAGCCAAGGGACGUCUUUGAUAUACUGAAAAACGUUGAAAUUAAAAAUGCAGACGAGGCUAACUUCCUGAAGAGCAAACUCUGCAACCUUCUAAAAGAAUUCAAGACCAAAAAAUCGGAGAAUGCUCUGCAAAAUAGCCAUGGUCGAGCAGCCAUCUCCAAAGACUACAACAGCUUGAACCCAGACCCAGAGCUUUCUCCAAGACACCAGUAUGACACUACCCUAAGGGAAGAUUCAGACAUUAGAAGACCAGAAGAACACUACUUUAAAGAAGAUCACAGAGGAAGAGGCUGGCAGCAGCGUGAGAAUGUAACUGACGAGUGGCGCCAAGAAUACCACCAUCCUGUUCGUGGGGAACCCAGACAGUCAAACAGAAGCCGUUAUGAAGAGGUUUUUGGGUGGCCCGGGAUGUCUCAGCCGCCAGAUACUACCCACUCAAAUGAGCCAACACGUUAUCCUGAAAGGUUUCAAGAACCCAUGCAACCUCGUGACUACCCACCUGCUGCCGAGGAGUUUCUGGACUCCCACUCUUCCGCACCUCCGCACUACAUGGAACGAGGACCCAGGAUGGACAGGGGCCCUCGGUACUCCAACAACCUGGAGAAAAUCACUUCCACCCUCCUGGAACUUGUGGCAAGGAAAUAAUUGUCAGAUUUCUAUACUUUUAAUGGGAUACUUUGGUUUGAGAACAUGAUUAGACAUUACAUUUCUUUCUUCCUUAUUUGUUUUUUAGGUUAUUUGGCUUUAGACACUUGUUAAUAAUUUGAUUUGUGAAAAAUGUUAAGUCUGAGUGUCUAUGUUAACAUAAAAAUAUUUGUCUACUGCAGCUGUCAUGUCUUUGUAUUACUAUUAUCACCAGCAGCAAGUAGCAAUAUUGUUAUUGCGAUAAGUCUUAAAUUGUGCCGCAAACUUAAUUUAAAUUAACCAAACUGCAGACAUUUGUGAAUAAUGUGAUCCAAUGUUGGAGUUUAAUAAAAACUUUAAAACAU